This is a messenger RNA of Eruca vesicaria subsp. sativa (arugula), 1392 nucleotides long. The record is from the annotation of a GenBank genome assembly. Lineage: Eukaryota; Viridiplantae; Streptophyta; Magnoliopsida; Brassicales; Brassicaceae.
ACCGGUCGGAAUAUUCAGACAAAAGUGAAAGUCUUUUAAAUUUUUUCUGUCUGCCGAAAAGCUUUCGUCUUGAACCAUAGGAUAUGGCUACGACUAACUGGCUAGUGGCGUCUCCAAGUGUGUUUCUUCAUCGCUCAGGAAACCCUCGUCUCGCAUUUGCUUCUAGAAAGAAUCAGUCGUUAUGUAAAAGCCGUGUUAGUUUUGUGGGUAAUGGGCAACGUCGUCGUCUUCCGGUGGUUUUAUCAAGGACGGCGACGGAGGGUUCCGGUGAGGAGGCCGUGAAGUCUGUUUUGCCUGGAAGUGGCAUAUCCAUCAUGGUGAAUGGAUGCACUGGCAAAAUGGGGAAAGCUGUAAUCAAAGCAGCAGACUCUGCUGGAGUUAAUAUUGUUCCUACUUCCUUUGGAUCUGCUGCUGAGGCUGGACAGACUGUUGAGGUGUGUGGCAAAGAGAUCACUGUGCACGGUCCUACUGAGAGAGAAAAGGUUCUUUCUUGGGUGUUUGAGAAACAUCCUGAGCUUAUUGUUGUCGACUACACCAUCCCCACUGCAGUUAAUGAUAAUGCGGAGCUGUAUAGCAAAGUAGGUGUUCCUUUUGUAAUGGGAACAACUGGUGGAGACAGGAAUAAACUGUAUGAGACUGUGGAGAAAGCAAAGACUUAUGCUGUGAUUUCCCCACAGAUGGGUAAACAGGUUGUUGCAUUUCUUGCGGCCAUGGAGAUCAUGGCUGAGCAAUUUCCAGGAGCCUUUUCUGGUUACUCCUUAGAGGUGAUGGAGUCUCAUCAAGCUAGUAAGUUGGAUGCAUCAGGAACAGCAAAGGCUGUUAUCUCUUGCUUCCAGGAACUAGGAGUGUCUUACGACAUGGAUGAGAUACAAUUGAUUAGGGAUCCUAAACAGCAAGUUGAGAUGGUUGGAGUUCCUGAAGAGCAUGUCUCUGGCCACGCUUUCCAUCUCUAUCACUUGACCUCACCUGAUGAAACUGUCUCCUUCGAGUUCCAGCACAAUGUUUGUGGCAGAUCAAUAUACGCUGAGGGUACUGUGGAUGCCGUGCUUUUCCUUGCCAAAAAGAUUCGGUUGAAAGCAGACCAGAGAAUCUACAACAUGAUCGAUGUUUUGAGAGAGGGAAACAUGCGUUGAGCUUCCAAGUUUUGUCCAAAUGGUUGUUCUAGAAGAGCUAUUUACCAAAUCAUCUGCUGUGAAAGAUGUUUGGUUGCCACUUCUUCUUCUGGCUUUCAAGCAGGGUUUUGAAACUACUAGGGUUGUUUGCAACUACACAACUGUUGUGUUUUGUAGCUGUUUUUUGGUUUAAUCCAAGAACGUUCCAUUGCGUGUUAACCUCUUUAUCACCAAUUUACUCUCCUUUCCUGAAUCAUCGAAAUCUUAAAGGUAAAAGCUG